AUGACGAAGCAUGCAGGGACAAGGCCUGCACGGUCCCCGUGGAGUGCGGCGAGUAUGGCAGAAGAGGAGGAGGAGCCUUCGUCGCCGACGAUGUUGAUGGUGGAUGAGGACGAGCUCAGUUCAAAUUUCCUGGCGGACGUGAAUUUGGAUGCGUUUGCCGCGAGUCUCGAUACGUACAUUGCAUACCACGCGAAUCAAGCAGCGGCGCCGUCUGCACUUCCAGUGCCGAGCAUGGGAAUGCAGUCGGGCUCAUCUGCUGCGCAGCUUGCGCCGCCGCCCUCUUCUGCGCCGAACGCGCAGUCGGAAUUGUACAGCACGGCGAUCCAGAUUCUGACGUACGUCUUGGGACGUCCGCCGGAUGCAGACAAUGCUCCGAAGGUAGGCGCAGCUGCAUCUAUGUGGGAUAAUGGUGCUACUUCAGCGCACGCAAGUGACAGCGCACAGAUACAAACACUUGUAAACAAGCUUGCGGAGCGCCUCGGCGGCAACCAGCGUCCGAGCCAUACAGCGAGUGAGCAGGAGCUGACCGAGCUGCUCCAGACGCUCAUGACGCAGCAGCAGCUAUACAAAUAUAACCAACAGUCUUCCGACACGCCGAGCGCAAAAGGAUUUGCGGACCUGACAUUUCCCGAAGAAGAAGAAGAGGACGACCCCGACUUUCAGCCGGUCAGCGAGCCCAGAGACGAUCUUGUGCCCAGCGAGCUUGCAUGGACACAGGCCAUGCGUGAAGUAGUGAACGAGCAGCUUUUUUCUCCGACCGCGUCGCCCACAAAAGCGACGCGUGCGCGAACGCGGACCGAAGCCACGCCGCCGCCACUCGCUUCGUCCGUCCAUGCAUCGCCAGCAUUACCACUGCCUUCCAUACGCACACAACCACAGGCACUAGAGCCCGAGAAGCGCAAAAAAGGGCGUCGUUUGGUGUACACUGCCGAGGAAGCGGCCGACCGAAAACGCGUGCGGAAUAGACUGUAUAUGAGCCGCAAACGCAUGGGUGAGCGUGAUCGGUCGCCGCCUACUGCACCACACACCGAAGAUCUCGUGCUGGAGGCCGAGAACCGAUUUCUGCGUACGGAAAUCGAGCGGCUGCGCGAGGAAAAUGCGCGGCUGCGCGGCAGGGAAGAGAUGCGCAUGUAUGCUGCCCAGAUGGGCCUCGAGCCUGGGCGAGAUGCAUGGAGUGCAAGAUAG
Malassezia vespertilionis is the source of this 1185-nucleotide messenger RNA. RefSeq lists its product as uncharacterized. The transcript has a single exon. The record is from RefSeq and is a predicted model, not a curated record. Lineage: Eukaryota; Fungi; Basidiomycota; Malasseziomycetes; Malasseziales; Malasseziaceae. Bases 1 to 1185 code for a protein of 394 amino acids.